GUCAUUCUCGUCGUCAUCUUUUCCUCGGUCGGUUCGGUUCAAGUUCGACGGAUCUCCAGAGCUCGCAGAGCUAAACGAGAAAAAAUAACGAAACGAAACCUAAAUUCCGCAAGGACGUGGAAAUUUGCACGGCCCGUGAUCGGUUCGACCCGUAGAAGAAGCUAAUCCGCGCGAGUGCCAUCGGGAAGGGAGAAAAUCUAAGUUGAAAAAAUCGCUCUUCGGUGGGGGGCCAGAAAAUUGCACCUGUGUCAUUGCCUGUGUGUAGAGUGCGUGAAGGAAAAACUGGUCCUUGGGGGUUGUGCUAAAGUUGCAACAGCAUCAAGGGGGUAGGAGGUGGUUCGCGGCAAGGUGCUCUGCUCGCACUGGUGGGUCAAGGAGACUUGCUAGCUGCGUGUGCAAUUACAAGCGAGAACAGGCAGGUUUCUUUUCCUUCGGAGGAUUCCAAGGGGGGAAGGUUAUUGGACCUGGUCCAAGUGAGAGCACUUGGUCAACGAUUGUGCAAUAUUGAUUCUCCGAGGUUGGAGAAAAGGAAAAAGCAAGCAGCAGCACGCAGUUUAUUGAUUUAAGAGGACGGAACAUGAAGCCCUGGAAGCGCUGCCCCACAAAGGACACGACAUCAUACGACGUGUAACGAACACACACAACACACAUCUCCCGCCACACCACCGCCAACCGUCGUCGCACGCCACCGACCCACAAGCGCGCUGAAGGCUGCUGGUGUGGUGCUGUCUCCGAUGGCACAACCGAGCAAUAACAAGAUUACAUAAUUUUUUGUUGAUGUUUGGAGCUCGAUCGCGCAGCGCAGUUCUUCGACUUUCAGUGCCUAGCAGAAACCGAAGAAGAGUUUCGAUUUGUGGCGUUGAGUAGCGGCAGAGGAGGUGUGGAUUAAUUGCGCUAGGUUGAAGGAGAAAGAAGGAGCAACGAGAAUGGCACGCGCGGGAAGCAACAAAUGUCCCCACCUUGAGAACGUCGUCCAGCUGUCGCUGCUGGAGCUGUGCAAGUUGAAGAAGGGCGAACCAUGCUCGGAGUGCGAGGCGAACGGGCCCAACCUGUGGAUAUGUCUGCAGAAGAACUGCCUGCACAUUGGCUGCUCGGAGCAGUACAACGACCACAGUACGACCCACUACCAGCAGCAGCGAUCGCACUGCAUCCACAUGAACCUGUCGUCGCAGCGGAUCUGGUGCUAUCUGUGCGAGUUUGAGGUGUUUUUGGUCCAGCAGCAACAGCAGCAGCAGCAGUUGAGGCGAACGUCUGUUGUAAGUAAUGAUUCGAGCGAUGCCAGCCGGUACUCGGCGACGGCCAACGAGAAGCUGCUGAUGUACGGAGGGGGAGGAGGUGGUGGGGGAGAGUCCUGCGACAGUAGCUGCGAGGAGGACGAGUUUGAGAAGCAUGGCAAGUGGAACGGGCUGGUUGGGCUGCAGAACAUUGCCAACACGUGCUACAUGAACUCGGCGAUCCAGGCGUUGAGCAACAGUCCGCCGUUGACGGGGUACUUCUUGGACUGCGGGUCGAUCAUCGAGACGGACCUGUUGGGGAAUCAAACGGUGUCGAAGCCGGGCCUGGCCAAGCACUACCACAAGCUGAUCAAGGAGAUGUGGUGCAAGAAUCGUCGUUACGUCGUGCCGAGUGGCAUUCUGUACGGCAUCCGGAUCGUCCAUCCGAUGUUCCGCGGCUACCAACAGCACGACACGCAAGAAUUCCUGCGCUGCUUCAUGGAUCAGCUGCACGAAGAGUUGAAGGAGGUCACCCAGCAGCAACCGCCCGAUCUGCUCUCGCUGCAGGACCGUAACGGCGAUCCGGACAUUUCACCAUGUCCUUCACCUUCGCCCUCCCAAUCGGAAGCCGAGUACGAAACGUGCGACAGUGGUGUCUCAGAACAAUCCAGCCUGUCCGACGACGUCUCAGUCAACAGCAAACGCACCAGAAUGGUGUCGCGAUCGCCCAGCCCAGGCCAAAGACCGGUCCAAUCCCCCCACAGCCGACAGCAGUCCCCCAUCGGCAGCAACCGGAGCAACUCCAGCAGCAGCGGCAGCAUGACCUCCCAACAACAACAAAACCAGCAGCCCAACGAUUCCCAACAGAAGCAGAAGCAAACCAAGGACAAACUGCCCGAGCGAUCCAUCAUCAGCGACAUCUUCGACGGCAAGCUGCUUUCCUCCGUCCAAUGUCUGACCUGCGAUCGCGUCUCAACGCGCGAAGAGACAUUCCAAGACCUGUCCCUCCCAAUCCCCGGCAAGGACCACCUAGCCGUUCUCCAUCAAAACCACCCCGGAAUGCAGGCCUCCCCUCCUCCCCACCCACACCCUCACCCCCAUCCACCACCAACCGCUGGAAGCAGCACCGGCAUAACCUGCUCGGACGCCGUCUAUCCCGUGUCCGGCGACAGCUGGAUGUGGUGGUUCUGGAACUGGCCCUUCUGGAGCUGGAUCCGGUCCUGGUUCUGGGGGCCCGCCGUCUCCCUGCACGACUGCAUGGCGGCCUUCUUCAGCGCGGACGAACUCAAAGGCGACAACAUGUACAGCUGCGAAAAGUGCAACAAACUGCGCAACGGCGUCAAGUACUCCCGAGUCCUAGCCCUCCCGGAAAUGCUGUGCGUCCACCUGAAGCGCUUCCGGCACGACCUCUCGUACAGCUCGAAAAUAUCCAGCCCCGUGCACUUCCCCCUGAACGGCCUAGACAUGCGACCGUACCUGCACAAGGAUUGCAAGUCGGAGGUGACCUCGUACGAUCUGUGUGCCGUCAUCUGCCAUCACGGAACCGUGGGCGGAGGUCACUACACGAGCUUUGCCAAGCACGAUCCGACCGGGAAGUGGUUCGAGUUUGACGAUCAGCUGGUGACGCAGGUCAGCCCGGAGGAUGUGCAGAACUGUGAGGCGUACGUGCUGUUUUAUCGGAAGAAUAACGCCAAGAUGACCACGAUUCGGGCGCAGGCGAGCGAUUUGAUCAGCGUGCAGGAGCACGCGUCGGACAUUCGGUUCUACGUGUCGCGCAAUUGGUUGCAUCGCUUCAACACCUUUGCCGAGCCCGGCCCGAUCGACAACUGGACGCUGCUCUGCCCACACGGAGCGUUCCCCCCAAACAAGGCUCCCUACUUUGCCAAACUGGUCGUACCCAUUCCGCAGCCGUUGUGGGACUUUUUGUACAAAAAGUUUGGCGGCGGCCCCGUCUGCAACCACAUCUUCCCGUGCCACAUCUGCAAAAAGGCCGCCGAAUCUCUGUCACGACGUCAGCGGGCCGAACUGGAAGCGUUUACCGCGUGCAACGACGAGUAUCAGGUAAGGGUUAGGUUGUUGGAUUUUGGCCGGUUAAUGGAGUCUUCUCUCUUCUUACAGUACAACGAAACGCCAACCACGAUCUACGCGAUCUCGAUGGCGUGGUUCCGCCAGUGGCAGCUGUUUGCGCGGGGCGUCACGACUGACGAGCCGGGCCCGAUCGACAACAAGACGAUCGCCGUGCCGGGCGAUACGGCCGUCCCGCUGCGGAGCGUCCGCCAGGGCUCCGAUUACGCCCAGAUCAACUCGACGCUGUGGCAUUUCUUCCAUGGCAUUUACGGCGGCGGGCCGGAGAUUGUACUGCGCGGAAAUCCCGUUCCGCCGCCGGAACCGAAGGUGCAGAAGGUCGUCAAGGAACGCGACGUAGAACCGAUGGACGUGAGCGAACCGGCACCACCGCCCUCAAAAACCCCGUCGAUGGCCAGUGCCCGCACGCAGGAUUCGGCCAUCGACGUGUCAAUUUCCGAGAUACCACCACCAACUGCCGCUGCGACCACCUCAACCCAAAAACCCCAGAAGAGUGUCUCGUUCGAGGACAACGAAGGUUACGCCGAAACGGACGGCGAUCAGCAGCACGAAGCGGCGGCCUCCUCGCGGUCGUCGUCGGUGCAGCUCAAGCGGAAGCAAAUGAAGCUGCAAAAGGAGCAGCAACAGCAGCAGUCCAAAGAGUCCAAAAAGAAUGGAAGCGAUCAGGAUGGUUCUGGGGAUGGAGGUGGCUUGGUUAAUACGUACCUGCGGAGGAAGCAGCUGAAGCAGCAGCAGCAGGUUACGGCAGGAGCUGCAGGUGCUGGGGAUGUUGGAGGGGCAAGCGGCGUGGUGGAUACGCUCGAGAUUGGAGGCAAAAAGGAUCGACGGCAUCGGGCUGGGAUGAAGACGAACGGGUUCUUCGGGCCGGAAGGUGAGUUAGUUACUUAUUUAGUGGCAAUACAAUGUAAUAUUCCCGCGGGUCCCAGACGCACAAAAACUUCUUAGACAUUGUCUCUAAAAACACAACUCGGAGCGUAAGGUGGUAUUGCCCACGACUUUUCCUCCCUUGUAGAUUCAGAAUUGUGUUGUUGUAACACCCCGUGCUCAAACUCAACCCUGUUCAACGAAUCAGUUCUAUGGUAAUCUUUACGCAGUGGGCCUGACCGCGUUUUUUAAUUUGGUUACUACUUUCGUGAAUUUUGCGAUUUCGGCGUAUUUGGCGCGUUUUUUGGUCCGUCGACUAGCGCGGAUUUCCAAAACUGAAAAUUUGUAUUUUUUGUUCAAAACAUUAUU
Culex pipiens pallens (northern house mosquito) is the source of this 4532-nucleotide messenger RNA. RefSeq names its product ubiquitin carboxyl-terminal hydrolase 20 (gene Usp20-33). NCBI's taxonomy places the organism in Eukaryota, Metazoa, Arthropoda, Insecta, Diptera, Culicidae. Gene Ontology annotation, biological process: protein deubiquitination. The transcript has 4 exons. The record is from RefSeq and is a predicted model, not a curated record. The coding region runs from base 927 to 4244 and encodes 1105 amino acids. Gene Ontology annotation, molecular function: zinc ion binding; cysteine-type deubiquitinase activity.